GGGAGCAGGAACCAGUGUGAAUGGGAAUCACUACUUCCUCGAGUACUUGAGCAACUUUGAGCUCCACGUUGGGCUUUUCCUUUGAUCAGACGUGUUAGAUUUUCCUACCUCGGAAAUACUGAACCCAACAUCAUCGUAAAAGUGGCAAAGAUAAUGGAGCGAGGAAGAACACCGAUAGAUGCCAACCUUCUCGACAGCGACCGCGAACACUGGAGUGGCGAAGUUUUUGUAGAAAACAGUUUCGGGAAUAAGGGCAAGUGGUUUACCUCUAAGAACAUCGCAGACUUGGAAGACGAGGUGUGCCCCGGGGAUAGGCUGGAGUUCGACCACUACUGGUACGCACACUGGGGUAUAUAUGUCGGGCGAUACCUCGGUGAGGAACAUGCUGUCAUCCAUUUUAGUAUGCCCACAGGAAGGUCGGCAUUUUUGAAAAGGAAGAUAUCAGGCAGUGCGUUUGCUGCCAGUCAAAAGCCAGAGAUACGAGCUGACACGAUUGGAAAGAUUCUCGGCGGUUCCGGGAAAGUGAGGAUCAACAACUCAAGAGACCACACAGUAAAGCAUCUGGAUCCCAACGACAUCAUUGGAUUAGCAAAGAAAAUGCACCGUGACAAAACGUCGAUUGAUUACCAUCUUCUCGACAGCAACUGCGAGCAUUUUGUUAAUCUUUGUCGAUACCACGAACCUCACAGUGCGCAGGCUGAAGCAGUGCAAAAGACUGGGCUCCGGUGUGGGAUCGGGGUUCUCGUGACAAUUGCUGUCUUGAUAUUCAUAUGUAAGUAUCUCAAGUUAGCUAACUGA
Molecule: messenger RNA, 798 nt
Organism: Patiria miniata (bat star)
Lineage: Eukaryota; Metazoa; Echinodermata; Asteroidea; Valvatida; Asterinidae
Product: phospholipase A and acyltransferase 4-like
Exons: 1
Coding region: 154-798 (214 amino acids)
Biological process (GO): N-acylphosphatidylethanolamine metabolic process
Cellular component (GO): cytoplasm
Molecular function (GO): A2-type glycerophospholipase activity; glycerophospholipid phospholipase A1 activity
Source: RefSeq, a predicted model, not a curated record